Molecule: messenger RNA, 1730 nt
Organism: Quercus robur (English oak)
Lineage: Eukaryota; Viridiplantae; Streptophyta; Magnoliopsida; Fagales; Fagaceae
Product: ankyrin repeat-containing protein BDA1-like
Exons: 2
Coding region: 124-1545 (473 amino acids)
Molecular function (GO): protein binding
Source: RefSeq, a predicted model, not a curated record
GUUAGUCACUUACUCGCUUGGGGGUUCCAAUUUGUCAAUGUAAAUUGUACAAAUUUAGAGGGUAAAACAGCAUGGGACAUCUUGCAAGGACAAACACAAGUAAAUAGUAGAGAGAUCCGGCUUAUGCUACACAGUGCUGGGGCUUUAUCAGGUGUAUCUCUUUUUUCAAAUACUCAAAGUGAUGAUAAUAACAUUGAUGAAUUUUACAACUUAAUUGGAGAGGAUGUACAACUUUUGGAGCACAUUGAGGAGCUACCAUUUGUUAAUACUCCUUUACACAUAGCUGCAUCUUAUGGGAACAUCCAGUUUGCCCUGGAGAUGAUGAGUUUAAAGCCCUCAUUUGCAAGGAAACUAAAUCAAAAUGGGUUUAGCCCUAUUCACCUCGCUCUAAGGAAUAAGUAUACCAAGCUGGUGGGUUGGCUUCUACAAAUUGAUGGGGAUCUUGUUCGUGUCAAAGGAAGGGAGCGUCUCACUCCCUUGCAUUAUGUAGUAGAAAACGAUGAGUACCUUAAUCUAUUGGACAAAUUUCUAUUAUUUUGUCCUGAUUCAAUUACAGAUAUGACGGUGCGAAACGAGACGGCUUUGCAUAUUGCCCUUAAGUAUAACAGGCUCGAGGCAUUUCAAUUCUUGGUGGGAUGGCUUGCAAAUAAUUCUUCCAAAAAUGCUGAAUUUAAUGAAAGAAAAUUUUUGAACUGGCAGGACAAUGAAGGCAAUACUGUGUUGCACAUUUUAGUAUCAAAAAAUCAAACCAAGGCUGUGAGACACUUCCUCUCUAGGUGUAAGGAAUUUGUGGAGGUAAACUGUAAGAAUUUAGUGGAUAAAACAGCAUGGGACAUGUUGCAAGAAGGCAACACACAGAUUAGGGAUAUGCUACGCCGUGCUGGAGCUAAACCGGGUUCAUCUCUUUCUACAUUUAAUGGGUGUCCAAAUCCAGAGUACCAAAGGCUGUCACCAGUUUUUAUGUUUAAGAGUUUAAGACGUGAAAUAAGGAAUUUUACAGUGGAAUGGCGCAAUAUGCUUCUGGUGGUUGCAGUAUUGCUUGCAACACUCAGCUAUCAAGCGGUACUUACCCCUCCUGGUGGAGUUUGGCAAGAUAAUGGUCUGUGCAUUACCACAGAACCAGGGAGUAGUUAUCAUCAGUUUUCUCCCUCCAACUUUUUCAAAAAGAUUCCUCCCUCCAAUAAAACAGUAGGCAGCAGUAAUUAUCCUAAAAUCAUUUAUCUGAGUCAGUCCAAUACCACAUUAGCGUGUGAACACAAAGCAGGGACAGCCAUUGCUUUGGAAGAUCGCCUUUUUCCGCUGUUCCUCAUCUGUAAUACCGCGCUAUUUUCGUUCUCAAACUCAUUAAUUAUUCUCCUCAUUCUACAUUUUCACGUUAAGAUUCUGUUCCUCGAACUCACUAUUUUCCUCUACUUAAGCUAUUCUUAUUCAGUCUGGACCAUAACCGAUGAUCCAAGUCUGACUCUUGCGUAUAUGUCUGGUGCGGUCCUUCACUUUGUUUUUAUACAGCUUUUAUCCCCGUCCCCAUGUAAUGAUCACACUUAGUGCAAUACCACAGCAGCAUACGGGACAUCCAUUGCUUUGGAAGGAACCCCUUCUCUGAUAUUCUUGAUUUAUGGUACUCGCACAUUUGUUUUGUUCUCAUAUUCAGUAAUUGUUCUCCUCAUUCCAGCUGGGUACAUUAAUUUCUUUGUAAUCAAUGCCUACUUCCUCUAGUUUUGUUAUUUUUC